AUGUUCAUGGGUCUGGAUGAAGUCUUUCUGAUUCUGUCGAUAGUGGAGUUCCUCGUCGGAAUACUGGGGAAUGUUUUCAUUGGAACGGUUAACUGCUAUGAAUGGGUCAAAAACCACAAGAUCUCCCUGGCUGACUUCAUCCUCACCUGCUUGGCUCUCUCCAGAAUCAUGCAGCUGGUGGUGUAUUUAUUCCAAUCUUUUCUGAUGGGACCAGGUGCACAUAUAUACCUCACUUAUAAACUAGGAAGGCUUUUUAGCUUGCUUUGGAGAGUAGCUAUUCACUUGACUACCUGGCUGGCGACCUGCCUCAGCAUUUUCUACCUCCUGAAGAUUGCUCAGUUCUCCCACUCUUUCUUCCUCUGGCUGAAGUGGAGAAUGAACAGAGUGGUUCUAAUGACUCUUGUCUCUUCUUUGGCCAUUCUGAUUUUUGACUUGCUAUUGCUAGAAAGACUUUUCAUUAGUGACUAUAUAUUAGAUGGAAGUAAUCUGACUUCACAUCCAACUGAAAGAAAAACUUCCCAGGUUAACACUCUGAUUAUUCUUAGCAUGACCUAUUUUAUCCCCUUCCUCCUGUCCCUGACCUCUUUGGUCCUUUUGUUUCUGUCCUUGGUGAGACACACCAGGAAUUUGCAGCGCAACUCCAUGGCUUCCCGGGACUCCAGCACAGAGGCCCAUAAAAGAGCCAUGAAAAUACUGCUGUCUUUCCUACUCCUCUCCGUGGUUCAUUUUAUUUCCACGCAAUUGGCAAUUUGGUUGUUUUCUGUGUUGUGGCGGGACAUGUUUGUAAGGUUUCUCGUGUUAGUAAUGUAUGUCCUUCCCACAGGCCACUCGUUUAUUUUGAUUCUGGGAAACAAGAAACUUGGACAGGCAGUCCUGAAAGUAUAUGGUAUCUUAAAAGCUUAUUGA
Messenger RNA from Talpa occidentalis (Iberian mole), 906 nucleotides. It is a transcript of the gene TAS2R42, whose product is annotated as taste 2 receptor member 42. Bases 1 to 906 code for a protein of 301 amino acids. The transcript has a single exon. Gene Ontology annotation, biological process: G protein-coupled receptor signaling pathway; sensory perception of taste; detection of chemical stimulus involved in sensory perception of bitter taste. Gene Ontology annotation, cellular component: membrane. Gene Ontology annotation, molecular function: G protein-coupled receptor activity. Lineage: Eukaryota; Metazoa; Chordata; Mammalia; Eulipotyphla; Talpidae. The record is from RefSeq and is a predicted model, not a curated record.